This is a messenger RNA of Corticium candelabrum, 1201 nucleotides long. RefSeq lists its product as uncharacterized. The coding region runs from base 1 to 933 and encodes 310 amino acids. Gene Ontology annotation, biological process: proteolysis. The record is from RefSeq and is a predicted model, not a curated record. The transcript has 11 exons. Lineage: Eukaryota; Metazoa; Porifera; Homoscleromorpha; Homosclerophorida; Plakinidae. Gene Ontology annotation, molecular function: cysteine-type peptidase activity.
AUGUCCCUGAGUUUGUGUCGUGAUGGCAAGAGACCACUUUGGUGGAAAUGGCAUAAGGACGUCCACAUUUUUCAGUAUGACGUUGUUACUAUACCAGUUCAUCUUCCUGGUCACUGGACAACUGUGAUUCUGGACAUCAAGAGAGCUGAAAUCAAGUACCUUGAUUCAUUUCAACCAAACCAAACCAAUUAUACAGUUGUAGCAUGCAUUCAAGAGUUCUUACGAUGUGAAGCAGCAAAAUGGAAGUUCAGUGUAUCGGGAAGACUUACAUUUUCUGUUGUGCAUAGGAUUUCCCAAUUCAAACCAAUAAAGCAGAUUGUGGUGUUUUCAUAUGUAUGCUCUUGGAAACUGACUUCAACUGCAAAUAAAACACAAGCAGACAACAACAGUGAUGUAGAAAUUAUAGAUGACAAAUCAACAGAAAGAGAUUCGCCAAGAAGUCUGUUGCAGAAGAAUGAUAUUUUACUUGUACAUGAUGAUGUAAGUGACAAUCAUAACUGUGUAACACCAACAAGAAGAAAUUUACAAGUUGUUCCGCUGUCGGAUAAACACAUCAGUACUCAUGCUCUUGAUAGUGACAACAUACAGUUACAUCAACAAGUAAAAGCUACAGACUUCAAAGGUGGGAACACAAGAAUCAAGGAAAUCGAUGAAGAAACUUUGGAAUGUGACUUGUUUAACACUUCUCUUUUGCGGUCAUGUCAAACAAGGGCAACCUUUGAAGAAUGGAAGGCAGAAGAUGAUGAUGAUACCAUACUCAGAAAACAUUCAAUAGAAGAAGGAGAGUGCUGGCUUAGUAUUGACUUACGUGUUGCUCUGUGGAUGGAUUACAGAUGCUUUGUCAACAAGCCUCAUUUAGAAACUGUGGGUGAUUUUGUGCUUGUUACAAACAACCUGCACAUUGACUUCAACAACUUGUCGCAAAACAUAUAAUGCCUGACAUGUACUUUGUACCUGCAGCAGCUUUGCUCAGGUAUUGGUGCAGGUGCGGCAACAAUACCAAACUCCUAUUUAUAAAUAUGGGAAACAAUACAUUUACUUUAGCAGCUUUCAACUAGAUGAUCUGUGUGCUUGGAUACGUGACAUGAAGGAACAAUUCUAUAAGCAUGGUAGUCAGAUCUUUUAUGGGUUACUAUAGCUAUAUUAAUGUAAUGUUGUCUGUUCAUUGAAUGUAAUCAUGAAGUCAGCCCAAGACUCAUAA